AAAAGCGACGUCGAGCGUCGGAGGAAAGCGGCGACGCCGACGAAGAGAGCGACAAUGAGAGGUGCUGGGGAGCUUUGGUUGUACAAAAAUACAGGCCGAUAGCAUGCUAUUGAUUUUUCAAAAGCGUUCGUUGAACCAAUCACAGAGUUAGAACUAUUUUUAAAGGGUGAGGUUGUUGUUGAAGUUUUUAUAAGCUAGUGCGACGGGCCUAAUGUAAAGUGCGUCGAGUUUGGUUUUUUUUCGUGCGGACCGAGGCCGAGCGCGAGCUCGAAUAGUUUGCAGGUGAUGCAGGUGGCCACUCUAUUCCGCGAAUCCACCACCUUAUUGGGAGCGAGCAUGGAGGCGGGCGGAGGCACCUGUCCCUGCCCCUGUCCCGGUCCCUGUCCACCGCCACCGGGACAGGACCAAAUGACGGGUCAACUGGGACUGGGGGGACCAGCUACACAUUCGCCGCCACAGGCACAGUCUCAGCCGCCGCCUCUGCAAUCUUCUUACGAUCAUUACAAUCAUCCCGCCAACUUUGCCAAUAACAAGUACAAGCUCAACAUGAAACUCGAACCCCACGAUGAUGGUUACGAAACUAGUGCCGACAUGCUGAUGACGAACAGCGGUGGCGGCGGUGGCGGCAAUUUGAGCCACAGUCACAACCAUAAUCACAACCAUAACCAUGGUGGUGAAGUGAAGUGCGAAAAGUUGGAGGACCCGUACAGUUUUAUCGACGACGAGCCCAUGCCGAUGCUGCCGAUGCCCCAGCAUCACCAGCAACAACAGCAGCAGCAGCAGCAUCAGCAUCAAGGGCCUCCGCCACAUAUGCAGAUGCACCAGCACCAGCAGCAGCAUCCUCAAAUGCCCCCAAUCAAUACCCAACAAAUGAUGCCAGGCCCGAAAAAGCGGGGAAGAAAAAAGAAAAUCAAACCAGAUCAGCCUGAAUUUAGUCAAGAGUUAAAUGGAGGGAUACCUCGGCCUGUGAAAGAAAGAAAAAAGCAUGACAGGUUCAACGGGAUGCCGGAAGAAGAGGUUUCGAAACGAACAUUACCUGACCACUUAACUGAAAAUUUAGAUAUAAUUAUUAUUGGAAUAAAUCCAGGUUUAUUCGCGGCAUACAAGGGUCACCAUUACGCAGGUCCAGGCAACCACUUUUGGAAAUGCCUGUACCUGGCCGGGCUAACGUCCCAGCAAAUGUCCGCCGACGAAGACUAUAAGUUAAUGCAAGUAGGAAUUGGUUUCACAAACAUGGUUAGUCGCGCGACAAAGGGUAGCGCCGAUCUAACGCGUAAGGAAAUCAAAGAGGGUAGUCAAAUUUUGUUAGAAAAAUUAAGGAAAUUUAGACCUAAAAUCGCUGUUUUUAAUGGUAAAUUAAUUUACGAAGUUUUCUCGGGGAAGAAGGAUUUUAAGUUCGGCAGACAGCCAGACCUCGUCGAAGGCACCAACACGCAUAUGUGGGUGAUGCCGUCGUCAAGUGCAAGAUGCGCUCAGCUGCCCCGAGCUGCGGACAAGGUGCCGUUCUACGCGGCGCUAAAAAAGUUUCGUGAUUACUUGAACGGAGUAAUAACGGAGAUAAACGAAGAAGAAAUGGUAUUUACGGAGCCAAGGGUAAAGUCGUGCUACGAAGCGGAACCAAAACCGGAUCCGUACUCCACAGAUUUAACUGACAUAAGUAAUGCUGUGAUCAAAAACGAAGACGGCACCAUAGUGCCGUCGAAAAAGAAGCGAGGCCGACCGAAAAAGAUCAAGGUGGAGGGAGAGGAGCCCCCGCCGAAGCCGGUGGUGCGAAAACCGCCGCCCAUCCAAAACAAUAACUGUGAUUUCCCGAAAAAGAAACGGGGACGGCCUAAGAAGGUGAAAGUGGACAAUUUAGAUAUGACCCCUAACGAUAAUACAUCGAGCUCGAACCCGAGCCACAACGCCGGCGGUGGCACGAAUAUGUCGCAAUGUUAUUCGAAUCAGUCGCCGAUCCAUCAGUCGAGCGGCUCGUUUUACCAGAUGGGCGGGCCGGCGCUCACUCCGCCGAACAGCUCGAGCGGACUGUACGCGCCGCAGCCGCAGGUCGGGCAGCCGUACAGCCAGUCGCCGCGGCCGCAGUACGCCAGUCAGUCGCCGCGGCCGCAGUACGCGAGCCAGUCGCCGCGGCCGCAGCAGUACGCCAGCCAGUCGCCGAGGCCGCACUCGCAGCCGUUCACUCAUUCGGACCUGAGCUCGGAAAUCAGCGCGGCCAUCAGCUCGGAGCAGCUCGGCUCGCCGGCCUCUCCGAUCGGGCCGCUCGACUUCGAGCCGCCGCACACGAUGGCCGACGAGGCGGAAUGCCGGCUCGGCACCAGUCCCGCGCCGUCCAGCGCCAGCGAGCACUCGAACGUGGUACGCUCGCACUAUCCGUCAUAUCACUCAACGCACUACAACAUGGAGCCGCCGCCGUCGGGCCAAGGCGGCGGUGCGCAGGACGCACAAGGCUUGGCGCAGUAUCAGCAGUCGCCGCGAGCCAACCAGGACAUCGCGUCGAAAAGCUUGAGCGGCCUGGAGUCGUUGGUCGACCAGAUCCCGUCGAUAACGGACGGCGAGGCUCCGUUGGCCGAAUCCCCGGCCGAGCAUCACUACUCCUCCUCCUCCUCGGGCGGCGGCGGGCAGUUCAGCAAUUAUCCGGCGCAGAGGGUGGGCGGCGGCAGUCCGCCCGUGCCGUCCGGCUACGUCAACUACCCGCCGCCGCCGCCCUCUCCGGCCGGCUACCCGCUGUAUCCGACGCCGUCGUGGGGCGGCGGCCACCACUACGACGGCAUGCCGCCGCUCGCGUAUCCGCAGCUGCCGUACGCGACGCAAGGCUACGGCGGCGGCCACCACCCGGCGGCCAUCCACGUGCCCAGUCCCAACUAUCCGUACUACAGCAGUUAUCCUGGCACGGCGACGGGCGCGCAUCCGCCCCCCGGCUAUCCUCCCUACUUGGGCGGAUUCUGAUUCUGAGUCGUGGUUCGUCGUCUGUCCGUCGUCACUGUGUAUUCAUGUUGUGUACCUGUAACAUAUGUUCAGCUAGUACCUAGCAAGUCUGUCCUGUCCGCUUGAGUACGUACAGUGCAGUCACACUUGCAGGCAGUCAGUCACUUGCAUUUUGACAACAACAGAGACUUGCACAGGGUAAAUGGUGAUAUUUUUUUGUCAUAAGUAUUUUCUCAAAACUUUGAAUGUUAGAUAGGCCAAGGGUUUUGUGCAUUAUUAUCUACAUUCAGAUCUCAGUCGAGUCGAGUGUGUGUUAUUCUGAGUGUGUGGAUCAUCGUUAUAGUUGUAGCCCAUGUCAUUCAUUCAUUUAAAUAAACAUUUGUUAUAGCUCUUCAGCUCGUAUUUUCUUCUCCCAACAAUCCACCACCAUCCUACCUCCAUUUUCAAUCCCCCGACCCACAUAUCAAUCACAAUGCAUCAAUACCUACCUUCAAGCCAACUUCAAAUCAAUUUAAUGGGCCAACCACAAAACACUGUGUAAGUGGUUGCUCUCAUCAACAAAAAAAAAAGAAAAAAUACUUUUAUAGUAACAGAACUGAUAUUUAUUUAAUUAACAAUUAAUUACCUAUUCAAUGUGUUAUUAAAAAUGAUACUUUUUUUAUAUCUAAUGUUAUAUUUAAUACUCGUACUAGUUUCACAUUUUAAGAAACUCUAUCUUCAAUUUUUG
Messenger RNA from Brassicogethes aeneus, 3652 nucleotides. The record is from the annotation of a GenBank genome assembly. Lineage: Eukaryota; Metazoa; Arthropoda; Insecta; Coleoptera; Nitidulidae.